CCACGCCCCCGGGGGCGGUCCUCUCCGCCCGGCCAUCGGGCGAGCCGGGCGAGCCGGGCCAGUGGGGGCGACCACGGUCACUGCGGAGCUGCCCCUUCCUGCCCGACCUGAGGUUCCAGAAUUCCGCUUCGCAGUGGCCUCAGCACCAAGGAGGAGAUCCAUCCUGCUACCCAGCGGAGUCCGGUCAUGCAGGGACAGGAAGAUGGAGACAGCAUCCUCCCUUUUGCCAAGUGUUCCAGGGUGGUCAGCCGACCUUCCCCCUGUAGCCUGCCUUCCCAGAGUAGCAGACCAAUGCCUCAGUCUUAUGGAGAUGCCUUCUGGGAGAAUCUUAGCCAAAGGUCUAGCUCCAACUGGAUGGAAGAACAGCACAUUCCACCAAUACUGAGGGCCACUGGUUGCUCCCAGCCUGGCCUGCAUCCUCUUGAGGGACUCCCUCCUCCUGAAAAGCUUUGGAGAAGAAAGAGGAGGAAGCUGCAUUUGGAAAGAAUGCAAAAGGGGCCUGGAAACAUUCCAGCCCGUGUCAGAGCUGUUACUUAUCAUCUGGAGGACCUGAGGAGGCGACAGAGAGUCAUCAAUGAACUGAAGAAGGCCCAGUGGGGUAGCUCUGAGGCUACACCUGAGCUCCCAGUACUUGAAGAGGGCUGUGGAUUCCUCAGCACUACUGAAUACCUUGACGUGGAAGAAGAGAAAGGAACCUAUCCACAGGAAGAGAAUUAUUUUGUCACUCCCAGGGAUCAGCUGCUUUGGUCUCCCUGGACUCCCUUAGGCCAGGACGGGACCUAUGCCUCUGGGCGGCUAAGCUCUCUGGCCCACAGCACUGUUACAGCCUGGAGGAACCCCUCUUACAAUCCUCAGAGGAUGGCGUUGGAGUCUGAAGAGUAGUGGAAAAGGGAAACCAUCCAUGCCCGAGCUUCGGGACCCAAGACCAAUUCAAACACAAGACUCUCCUCAUCGGUGGUGUCAAGGCGGUGGUUUCCCUCUCCUAACCCUAACUGUUGUUCACAGCCCACUGGAGUUCCUAUCGAACGGCCCCAUCCUCUCACAGCCGGGUUUCCCCCUAGACCAGACCCUGGUCUUGUGUUCUCUCUGUUGUUAUUAAAGAGUCCGGAGUA
Molecule: messenger RNA, 1112 nt
Organism: Peromyscus eremicus (cactus mouse)
Lineage: Eukaryota; Metazoa; Chordata; Mammalia; Rodentia; Cricetidae
Gene: Inca1
Product: inhibitor of CDK, cyclin A1 interacting protein 1
Exons: 7
Coding region: 187-882 (231 amino acids)
Biological process (GO): negative regulation of cyclin-dependent protein serine/threonine kinase activity; negative regulation of cell population proliferation
Cellular component (GO): cytoplasm
Molecular function (GO): cyclin-dependent protein serine/threonine kinase inhibitor activity; cyclin binding
Source: RefSeq, a predicted model, not a curated record